CAUUUCAGGAUAGUUCUUUCUUCAAGGAGUUUUCUUCUCCAUCUAUCUUCUCUAACCCUAACCCUAAUCUUCUUCCUCUUCCUUGCACCAACAUGUCUCACUUUGGAAGGUCUGGUCCUCCAGAUAUUACAGAUACCUAUUCGCUUCUCGUGCUCAACAUCACCUUCCGUACCACUGCGGAUGACCUCUACCCGCUUUUCCAUAAGUAUGGGAAGGUUGUUGAUAUCUUCAUCCCCAGAGAUCGAAGGACUGGUGAUUCCAGAGGCUUUGCAUUUGUGCGUUACAAAUAUGCAGAUGAAGCCCAGAAAGCAGUGGAGAGGCUAGAUGGCACUAUGGUUGAUGGACGAGAGAUAACUGUUCAGUUUGCUAAAUAUGGUCCAAAUGCAGAAAGGAUUCACAAAGGGAAGAUCAGCGAAGCAUUUCCCAAGUCAAGAUACAGGUCUAGAAGUCGAAGUCCAAGGAGACGAUAUCGGGAUGAUUACAGAGACAGGGAUUAUAGGAGGAGAAGUAGAAGCAGAAGCAGAAGCCGAAGCUUGGACAGGAGUGAUCGUGAUAGGCGUGGUAGAGAAAGGGAGAGGGAAAGAGACCAUCGCAGACGAAGCCGGAGCAUUAGUCCUAGGCGACCUAGUCCUGAUUACUCCAAGGGAAGGGGAAGAGGACGCUAUGAUGAUGAGCGAAGAAGUCGUAGUGUUAGCCGUAGCCGAAGUCGUGGCCGUAGUCGUUCUGUGGACAGUGGUUCUCCUGGUAGACGAAGCCCUAGUCCAAGAAGGAGUCCAUCUCCUCGAAGGAGCCUCUCUCCUCGUAGGAGUCCAUCUCCCAGGGAUGAAAGUCCUGAAAGAAAUGGUAAUGGUGGUGGAAGGUCUCCAACUUCUAGGAGUGUUUCACCGAGAGGGCGACCUGCCGACUCACGAAGUCCAUCCCCACAAAAUUCAGAUGAUAAGUGAAUACGGAUGGGAGGAGAACUAUGGACAUAACCGAACAGGCAGGAAUGAAUGCUUUGAGGACUUGUUGAUUAAAAAUGUUAUCAGACUAUAAAUUCUAGUUUUGGUAGGACUUUCCUAUGGUGUUCAAUUCUCAUAUAUUGAGCUUCAUGUUCCUAUCUACUAUCUUGUAUCAGUUUGAUACUUUUUACCUCUGCAGUCUGUAUCCUUAUUUCCAGUCAUAGGUUAUAGCUUCGGGACAUGUUCUUCCUUUAUAUUUCUGCUUCUCUACUCUGUAGUACCAGUACUAUGUUUUGAGCAAUUGUGGUGUCUUUUUCUUUUUCCUUGUAUUUUUUUAAAUUUAUUUGAGCCAUUCUUAUUCAUCAUGAAUCCUCUAUUGGAUUUUAUAGUUAUGUUCGGGGUAAGAGUGACUGGCGCCUGAUUGGCGGAUGUUGAUUUUGUGGCUGUUGAUGCUGUUUCUAUGUGAUAGAUGGGUGUUCGUGACUUUGAUGCUGGUUGCAGCAGUUUGCUGACUUUAUCAGUAUGAUUUGUCUAUGAAGUAUGAUGUUGCUGUGGGAAGUUUCUUAACUAAUAUUCACUGGAUAAAAUUGUUGGUAAGGUUUUUGGUCACGUUUAAAUGUUUUUUAAAAACUUAAUAAUGCUUUAGGAUUUGAUGUUUGACCUGAUUAUCCAUUCUGGUCUAUCCAAGUUUUGAAAGCACUUUCACCCGCAAGGAGAUCUAGAGGCCUUGAUAUAUAGGUUUGACCCACCUAUGUUGAUCGAUUUUUUUUAACGCAUAGCUGAUGAUGCAUUUGAGAGGUGUAUUGAUUGAUUUUAAUGGUGAAAGUUGGUUGAAGAUAAUUUAGCUACAGGUUUGAACUUUUAGCCAUCGUAACAAAAGUUUUUAGUUUUCUAUGUUAUUUGAAGGGGGUGGCUUCAAACUCACAGGUUUACUAUCCCAAACAUUUAGAUCAAUCUCUUGCUGCUUGAUGUGGUGACUGACUGUAUUGUAGCUUUCGGAUUACACAAUUGGUGCUGUGGUGUUUGAUAGCAGAUACGUUUGUUGAUGUACGAUAGACAUGAGUUCGAUUGGCUGUUGCUGCCCUUGUGGGGGGUGAGACUGGCAAUGAUGCUUCAGUUGCUCGGCAAUGGCUGUAUCAAUGCUUGCUUUCCUUUAAAUAUAAGGGUCUGCAUGUAUAGUGGCUUAACAUCUCCUGAAAGAAAAUUUAUUUAUGAAGAAUUAUAAUAUCGAUUUGCAAAAUUCGGUUCCA
Molecule: messenger RNA, 2191 nt
Organism: Cucumis melo (muskmelon)
Lineage: Eukaryota; Viridiplantae; Streptophyta; Magnoliopsida; Cucurbitales; Cucurbitaceae
Product: serine/arginine-rich splicing factor SC35
Exons: 8
Coding region: 93-944 (283 amino acids)
Molecular function (GO): RNA binding
Source: RefSeq, a predicted model, not a curated record